Molecule: messenger RNA, 1645 nt
Organism: Pseudo-nitzschia multistriata
Lineage: Eukaryota; Bacillariophyta; Bacillariophyceae; Bacillariales; Bacillariaceae
Source: the annotation of a GenBank genome assembly
CGAUAGGAUAGAAAGUGAUUACUGUACUGCAUCUUUUUCUGGAAUGUAUUUGAUUAAAUCAUGGCACUAUCUUCCACCUCGAUAGAUCCACAGAGUCUGGGUUUCAUCAAGUUACAAAGUAAUGCUAUCAGGACAAGAGGCAAUGGCGAAAGAUACAUAUUGUUUUUCUAAUAAUUGUUGUUGCGAUUGCCGCAUCGAGCAUCGAAGAAGAUUACUCCUUCAUCGCAACACUAUACGAAGGAGAUGCGGAAACAUGCGAUUGAUUUCAUUCUUCACCUAUCUAUUUUGCAAUGCUCGUAAUCCUCUAGUGGGAAAGGCCGCGGCUUUCGCACCACUUAGUUUACAAGCUCAUGUAGCAUCGCGGAGAAAGCAUCCAUUCAUCGUUGGGUCUAUGACUACAUUAACGACAUCUUCUACUUCAGCGAUGACGAUAGGAAUAACAGGAGAAUCAAACCCGACGUCGACUUUUGCUACUGCGACGCAGUAUACCAUCGAUGAUAGCAUUUGCUCACCUACAAAAGCAGAAACAUUGGAGAAAGCCGUUUACAAAGCGUGCCGCUCAUUGGAAGUUUACAUGGAGAAAAAACCUACUGCUGCUCACACACGACGCGCUUUUGAMGUCCUCGUGGAAAUGAUUGCCGAGGAAGGAUCGAAUGRUUAUGAAGGUAUCAUUCUAGAUAGUGGCUGUGGAACGGGAAAAUCGACAAAGCUUCUAGCUAGCAGCAUCUAUCCACAACACUUGGUUAUUGGAGUGGAUCGUUCACUUGCUCGUUUGACGAAAACAAAAGAUAAUCGACAAGGCGGUGGUCAAAGUGGCAAUAAUGACGAAAGGAAAGGGGGCAAUUGCGAAAACAGUCCGCAUACGGACAAAAGGGAGGCUUAUUGUCAUCGACUUUCCAAUAAUGCGUACCUCGUUCGAGCUGAGUUAGUAGAUUUUUGGAGGUGUUGUAUAGARCACGGCUGGACGACCGAAGAUGAGAAGGGUGGCGGUGACAAUAGCUUGAAAAUCUCACACCACUACAUGCUCUAUCCAAACCCAUAUCCAACUAAAGCGCGACUCUCUUCGCGAUGGUAUGCCCAUCCAAGUUUUCCCUUGAUUUUGAAGCUUGGAAUUCAAACCAUGGUCAUUCGCUCGAAUUGGGAAGGUUAUUUGAAAGAAUUUUCCCAAGCCAUCGUCAUGGCGAAUGCCUUUUAUGUUGGCCACAGCGACGAAGACAGCCUGCACGGGGGUAGUAAUUUAGCUCUUCCAUACAUUUCUUCUGCGAAGAAAGGGCCAACUGAACGGACCGACAAAGCCAUGGCGCUCACAAAUUUUGAAAGUAAGUAUGAUAACGUGGGAGAAUCUACCUAUGAGUUAAUACUCGAACGUGCCCAUACAUAAAUAAUGGAUAGUGGUUGAUUUCACUGUCUUAAAUUGUUGAUACGUAUAAGACAAGCAUUAGUUUCAGAAUGGUUUUAAGUUGGCUGAUGAACUUCCUUCGUUUCUUGUUCAAUCACCAGCUGGCACACGCCUGUAAACGGUGCAGGUGAAUUUUUGAGCUUGUCAGUAGUAUGUGAAAAGAUGACUAGUAAUAGGUACAAGAAUACCAUUCAUUUCUUCGGCCAAGUCAGAUGAUCCCUCCUGCGCAAUGAGAUAUAACCAUCC